Molecule: messenger RNA, 5776 nt
Organism: Cercocebus atys (sooty mangabey)
Lineage: Eukaryota; Metazoa; Chordata; Mammalia; Primates; Cercopithecidae
Gene: PATE2
Product: prostate and testis expressed 2
Exons: 8
Coding region: 3001-3342 (113 amino acids)
Source: RefSeq, a predicted model, not a curated record
UGCGUGUUGCCGGGGUUUGGUGUACAGAUUAUUUUGUCGCCCAGGUAAUGAGCAUAGUACCAGAUAGGCAGUUUUUUGAUCUUCACUCUCCUGCCCGCUCAAGUAGGUCCUCGUGUCUAUUUUUCCUUUUCUGUAUGUCCAUGUGUACUCGAUGAACAUGUGAAUUUCUGCUACUCUGUGUAAGGCUGCUUUGAAACCGUAGGCAGCGCUCAAUCCAGGCUCCAGAGGCUCUCUCUCAUGCCUGGCUGCCCCUCUGCCUCAGGGCUGACUGCCUCCAACACUUCAGUGACUUCAUUUACAAGCAAUGCAAACUACUGCUGUCCAGGCUUUCUCUGUGCUUCCUGUGAGUAUAUUUGAGAGCAAAGGUAAUCUGUAUUAUUAGGUCCAUGUUUAUGCCAGUUAAGCACUGUAGUUGAUGUUCCAUGCUAAACUUAGCUCCAACCAGGAUCCCUGUUAUUGAAUUGUGUUGCCACCAAAUUCACAUGCUGAACCUGUAACCCACAAUACAUUAGAAUGUGACUAUAUUUGGAGAUAGGGCCUUAAAGAGGUGAUUAAGGCUAAAUGAGGGCAUAUGGAUGGGACCUAGUCCAAUAAGAUUGGUGUCCUUAUAAGAAGAGUGAAAGAUACCAGGAAUGUGCUUUCACAGAGGAGAGACCCUGUAAGGACACAGGGAGAGGGCAGCAACCUGCAAGCAAAGGAGAAAACAGCCCUGCUGGCACCCUGAGCUUGGAUUUCCAGCCUCCAGAGCUGUGAGAAAAUAAAUUUUUGUUUUUUAAGCCACCUAGUCUGUGGUAUUUUGUUAUGGCAGCCCUAGCAAACUAAUACAACCUCUAUUCAAUUUGAUCCUAGACACUUCCUGGUAUUCUUUGGCUACUGACUCUCCAUAUGCUAAUCAUAACCAGAAACCUCCAGUGAACACUUUCCUGUUGUGGACACUGUUCCUCCGUCAUCCCAUUUUAUCAUCACAAAAUUCCCGUGAGCUUAGUAUAAUUAUUUUAAAAAUAAUAAUUAUACUUCAUAUAAGUAUAUCAUUAGUAUAAUUUUAUACAUAAUUAGUACGGGCAUGGAGAAGUUAACCAACUUAGGCACGAUCACAUAAUCAGUAAGAGGCAGAGCUGGGAUUGGAAACCAGAUGGUCUGAAGCAUGAUGUUCUCCUGAUGAGAUGUUGCUGUCAUGGUGUGGGACUCAGUGGAAAAAAGUGCAGAGGACCCCACUUCUUUUGCCCUACUCCUUUCUUACUAGUGACACCACCAUAAAGGGUUGUGUGGAUGUUUAAGACUUUAUGGUAUCUGGAUAUUCUUAACUAUUCUACUUGAGAGAAGGGAAGGAACAAGAUAGUUCUUAUUCGCACAUCACAGAUCAGAAAGGUAGGCAUGGGGAGCUGCUCUUCCAGGUGCACAAACAUUUGUGACUCAACAUAAUGGUUAUCAGACCAUCCCCUCUUUCUUAUGCAACCAAAUUUCCCAAGACAGCUGCUUUAAAUGUGUGAAAUUCAGCUGUCCAAACAGUAAAUGGUUUUGACACUUAGAUGGCUUUCUUGACCUAGAGUAGAACUUGUUAUUUAUGAUAAUAGGAACAAUUUGUGGGUUAGAAUUCUUCCCCUCUGGCCAUAGUUAAGCAAGGGGACAAACACUGUCUUUAAUCCCACCUUUGCUGCACCCUGGUUUCAGUGGGAAAAGCUAUAUUAUUAGAGAGAAAGGCCCUGUCAAGAAAGAAAGGUCAGAAAGGUAGAGGCAGGGAGAAAAAGCAGAGGUUGUAAUAGUAUCACUGGGUGAGGCCCAGGAGGGUAAGCAGCACAGCGGGAGUUGUUACGGAUGUCAUUAUUAUAGCAUUUAAGGAUUGUGCCCCUUUGUGAUCAGGGCCAUUCUCUGACCUUGAUGUCCUCUUUCAAUCACUUGCUAUGGGAAGCGUUGAGGAGUUUUGUCAUCCUAAGAUAGAAAGAGAUGAGAGUACUCAAGAUAAGGCCUUUGGAAAAGCAGAGUGGGAUUGGUAGAAUUGACUUAGCAUUCAAAAUCUUGGUAAUUGUGCCUGACUGUGGGUUUGAUCUGGGAACAGGUUCUCCUCUAAUACUCCUGGAAUGGCUGCUAUAGGCAUUCUCCUAGAAGAAAACCACUUAUGCCUAGGAGUUUGGAAUCUGGCAAGGCACUUAGAGGCUCCCAGAAAAUCCCCAAGAGAAGGAAGUCCUGCAGAUGGGGAAAGAUACAAGGAAAAACACUUCAACUUCAGGAAUCCUUGGUCAUCAUCUGUAAGAUGAGGUCAACUACUUCUAAACCACAAGAUUGUUCAGAAAAUUCAAAGAUGUCAGUGGGAUGCCUGAGGGCAGGUGAUGAGAAUAAAUAAAGCUGGAACGUCUCACUGGGAUGUUCUCAGGAAAAGGCCCCAGGAUGUUCCGGUUGCUUCUACUGGGCCUGUUCGUAGUGCUCUUCAUGGAUGAGGGAGACAGAGUCCUGACAUGGAAAUGUACGGUGUAGCUGGUUUGUCGUUUUUGGAUAAAUAAUGCCACAGUGAGGGAGACAUUCUUGAGUUCUCUACACAUUGUCCUCUCCCCACUCAAUACUCCAGUGUCUUCUUUCCUGCCUAGACUUGGGAGGGUCCCUGACUUCUUUGGGGGUCAUAGCUGUUACCCAAUCAAGGGAGUAAGGUCCCCUGACAGAGGCCAGGACUAGUGUCAACUUUCUUCUCAUGAGGUUUGCACCACUUCGAUAUAAAUGUUUCCGGGUGGGAAGAGACUUCUGAAGCUGAAUCACUUUCCCUAGUGCUGUUCUUUAAAGUGCCUCUCUUUUUCAGGGGUUCGAUUUUGCAAUUCCUGUGAACGCUUUGAUGGAUCCAUUUGCCACGGUGGCAUGAAAAGUUGCUGGAAGUUUAAUUUAUAUUCGAAAAACAGGAGUUGUGCCACAGAUCACUAUUACUUUAGUGAUCUCACUACAGAUGACUAGCCCAGAUCACGAAAGAACAACUCACUCCUUCCAGAGGAAGCUGCACCCGACAGAAGCUCCAGGAUGCUUGUUCUCUUUCUGCUGAGCACAAUCUUUCUGCUCUGCCCAUAUUGGGGUGAACUUCAUGACCGUGUAGAAGCGACUGAAAUAAUGUGUUAUAAAUGUAAAAAAUAUCAUCUCGGGUUAUGCUAUGAUGUCAUGACAUCCUGCUCCCUGAAGCCUAAACAGUCCUGUGCAGUUGAGAACUUUUACGUCCUUACAGUUACAGGGCAGAGCCUGUAUCAUUAUUCAAAACUGUCGUGUAUGACCAACUGUGAGGACAUCAACUUCUUGGGGUUCUCGAAGAGGGCAGAGCUCAUCUGUUGUAAUCAUAGUAACUACUGCAACCUCCCUGAGGGAGUUUAGCUCUGUAUAUCUCCUGGAUUUGGGGUUCUUUUUCAACCACUACCCUUUUUUUCUCUUCCCUGAACCUGAAUUUUGCUCUCUUCUUCUAUGCAACGGUACAGAGUGAGAAAGCCAGCUCAUAGUGAAAAAACAAGCAGGCAUAAGGAGACGCAGUGCGGGCAGCAGAGCCCAGUGAUGAUGGAGCCCUAGACUCACUCUUUGCACAUCCCUGUCACUCACAGGUGGGAGGGGUUUUGCUCUCCUUACGUGAUACUGCCAUGAAUAAGCUCAGACUUAGUCAUUUGUUAUCUCCUGUAUGAAUAUGUGAACACUUGGGCCAUAAUAAUCUCCAAUUUGUACUGAGAUUUCUGUGAGUAUCCUGUAUCCUCAUCUACACUCUUCUCUCAGUUGGAAUUCUCUUUGGAUUAGCCCCGACACUUUCUGGCACUGUCUUUUUUUGCCCAUGGGUUCUGGAGAGGGCUAACCCCAGCUUCCCAGUGUGUUGGCGGCAUGGGCCAAGUCUUUCUCUGAUAGAGCUCUUGGGGGAACCUCAGGGCAGAAAAAAAACCUGAACAGACAGGGAUAAGGCAUUAGAGAAAAUUUCAGGGGGCAUUUCAAUUGGUAAAAACUAAGAUCUGAGAGAUAACUUGCUGUGGGUAGAAUUGGCUUGAAUUAUCAUUGCCCUGGCCGGCCAGGCAGCCUUGGGCACAUGGUUGAACUAGGUGAUUAGAUUGGGAACAGAGUGUUUUUUUAAGGAUGGCUAGUCAGGUUCUUCUCAUGGGACUGAGAAAACAAAAUGCUGAUAAUGUGGCAGGUGGCAUGGUAGUUGAAGAUAAUAGGAUGUAAAUAGAUACCAUGAGGUAGCGUUCAAGUAACAGAGUGCCCUGUGUAAGAGGAAGUUAUGAGUAUGCAGAAAGUGUGAGAAAGGUAGCAUAUAGGGGUAACAGUGGUGGAAAGAGAAGCAGGCAGACACAGAGAGAAACAGAUAGGAAGAGAAACUAAGUAGCAUUGAUGUUGGAGCACACCUGUGGCCAACGUGGCACGUUUUCCUUGGAUACACACUAACCCUGGUGUUUCUGUCCUUAUGAGGCUGACUGCAGUUCUUGGUCCUGGUCUUCCAUGAGCUGCUUUCUCUUAUGCCACAUAAAAUUCUUACAAUGAACCAACCAACCUUCUAUCUGAGUAGUCUGGUAUACCCUAUCUUUGUCUAUGUCUGAGAAUAUAAUGCUUUCUGAGGAAUUCUCAAUUUGGAUUUUGAAGAGUCAGGAUGAAAGAUACAUGAAGACAGCUGUUUCACGGUAGACAAGCAAACUAGAAAAGCUAACGCAACAUGAAUAUUUUAAGUUUGAGUUAUGGGCUCUGGUUGUGUAAGAGCUCUCUCCCCAUUGAAUCAUGGGGAUGGUAGAAGUCAGUCCAGAAAAAGAAAAGAAAAUAUUGUUUAGCUUUGGUUUUCAAAACAGACUUUAAAAAUAUUUUUGAAUCGAUGUUAAACAAAGCCAAAGUUUGGUUUUGUGAAGCACGCAGAGAGUUUUAAUUAUAAAAUCUUUAUGUUUCAAGAGCAUACUUUGGCAUUCUCAGCAUUAUAGCGUUGAAUUUGUCUUUAUGUAGUGGAUGAUUUGGAUUUGAAUUUGGUGGCUUCCAAAAUCCCCUUUGCUGAUAAGUGCACCCAGUUGCAUCAUGUGUUGACUUAUGACAACUCACAGUUACUGACUUCUUUGGAGAUUUCUCUCUGCUAAAUAUUAAUAGAAGCAGCCUUGCCCAGAUGCUAAACUCACAACCUGCAUAUGGGCCUCAGCCAAUGAAUGGCUGGGCCCCUUGUAUUAAGGUAGAACUAAGUCUGUGGUGCAGUUUGUACCCCAGAGCUUUUCCACGGGAUCCAACUAAAGCUAGUCUUCAGCUGAGACCAUGUUUUUGUUAGUAAUUCCCCCCUAACUUCCCUUCAUUCCCUUAUUCUCUAAAUUUUAAGCUGACAAGACCAAGUGUUUUGUCUCACUGUGAAUAGAGCUCUAAAACAAAAUGAGUUCAGGUUAGAAAACGAAGUUACAUUUUGGCACUUCCAAGUAAUAGUGUGUGUAGUGUCUAAACUAACUCUUCCUGAGUCAGGAUAAUCUUUCUUCUUAGGCUUCCUUACCGACUAGAUAACAUUUCUCUAACCUUGGAGAAUAUUUUCUGUGCCUUACCCUAUCUUCGGAUAUUCUUCCCACUUCCAUUUUCUAACCUGAUCAAACAAACGUAGCAAAAGUUAGGUGAAAAUUUCUUUACCCACAUGAUAAAACACCAAGAAUUUAUCCUCUGAUAUGCACAUGUUCUUUUUUCAUAUAUAUACAUAAUUAUACAGAGAAUUGUUUCUUCAAAUAUCUUUUUAAAGGACAAUACUUUGGCUAACGAUCUGUUACUUUGUAAUUGACUGGUAAAUAACUCACACAACCUUACCUAUUAAACCAAAAUAAAUUUC